CAGGAAGUGACGUCAGGCGGCCGCGGAGAUGGACGACUUGCUGGACCUCGGCGAGGAGCGGCGCCGCAGCUCGGCCACCUCCGGGGCCAAGAUGGGCCGCCGAGCUCAACAGGAGUCAGCUCAAGCCGAGAAUCAUCUCAGUGGCAAGAAUUCCGCUUCAACUCUGACUGCAGAGGCUCCCCCUCCCAAACCACCCCGCCGGCAAGGAGGCUGGGCAGAUGACUCCAUGAAGGCGUCGAAGUCAGGAAGGAGGGCUUCUGAAGAAAUAGAAGAUCACCGCCUCAGACAGCACAGCCUGGAUGGAUCAGAUGACGGAGGAGACAUUCCUGUUAUUCCGGAUCUGGAAGAAGUGCAGGAAGAAGACUUUGUUUUGCAGGUGGCAGCGCCUCCCAGCAUUCAAGUGAACCGCGUGAUGACCUACCGUGACCUGGACAAUGACCUCAUGAAGUAUGCAGCCUUUCAGACCUUGGAUGGAGAGAUCGACCUGAAGCUCCUUACCAAAGUCCUCGCACCGGAGCAUGAAGUUCGAGAGGACGACGUCAGCUGGGACUGGGACCGUCUGUACACUGAAGUGUCCUCAGAGCUCCUCACCGAGUGGGACCUGCUGCAGACAGAGAAGGAGGACCCCACGGGACAGCCCACAAAUACCUGAGCCCUGGGGGGGGGGGCGACAGACCACCCUCCCUGCACAGAAUAGUCUCUGCUUUGGACUUGAACAAAUGCAACAAGCCUAAAACUAAAGAAGUUUGCAAGCAGCUUAGAAUUUUUGUAUGGAAUAUUUUGUAAUAAAAAUAGUUCUUUUCAGAGGACCACCUUGGAUCAUUCAGUUGUAAUAAAUUGCUUUUUUCUGUG
Messenger RNA from Equus quagga, 852 nucleotides. It is a transcript of the gene IFT43, whose product is annotated as intraflagellar transport 43. The coding region runs from base 29 to 652 and encodes 207 amino acids. The record is from RefSeq and is a predicted model, not a curated record. The transcript has 9 exons. Lineage: Eukaryota; Metazoa; Chordata; Mammalia; Perissodactyla; Equidae. Gene Ontology annotation, cellular component: intraciliary transport particle A; cilium. Gene Ontology annotation, biological process: intraciliary retrograde transport.